Molecule: messenger RNA, 579 nt
Organism: Solanum dulcamara
Lineage: Eukaryota; Viridiplantae; Streptophyta; Magnoliopsida; Solanales; Solanaceae
Product: cysteine proteinase inhibitor B
Exons: 1
Coding region: 23-418 (131 amino acids)
Molecular function (GO): cysteine-type endopeptidase inhibitor activity
Source: RefSeq, a predicted model, not a curated record
AAAAAGAAAUACCCUUUCUCCAAUGGCAAAAUCCAGAAAAUUCCUCUUAUCAAUCCUCCUCCUCUUCUUCGUUUUUACUUUAUUUUCUUCAUCAAACGCAUUAGGCGGAAAACUCGGGGGAAGAACACAAAUCAAACAUGUGAAAACAAAUCAGGAAAUUCAAGAUCUAGGUAAGUACUGCAUCGAAGAACAUAACAGAAAAUUACAGGAACAAAAUGGUGGUUUAUUGAGUUUUUCUCAAGUUGUUGAAGCAGAAAAACAAGUUGUUUCUGGUAUUAAAUAUUACCUAAAAAUCUCAGCUACUACUAAAUCAUCUGGUUCACCCAAAAUGUUUGAUGCUGUUGUGGUUGUUAUAGCUUGGGAGAAGAAGAAAGAAUUGCUCACUUUUUCUCUUUCUCCUUCUCCGGCUACAAAGUGAUAGUGGCUAAAACUUAAAACUUCUACUGCUGCUAAUGUUUAAAGUGAUGAUGUUAAGCUAAUUUUGAAGUACUUUAAUUUGUAGCCUUUUUAUUUUGUAGCCUAUUUUGAGUUCACUUGUGUACUAUGUGAUGCAAUAAUCAAUGAAUGACAUAUCUAUAA